AUGGAUUUGAGGCAUUUAAUUAUUCUACUGCUAAGUAGUUCAUUUUGCUUAUCAGAUAUCACAAUUUUUCCAAACUUUGAAGAAAUUAAUUUGAAAGAAGGUGAUGAAUUGGAAUUAACUUGCACAAGCACAGAUGGGGGCGACAUUGAUUUUUUUUAUCCUAAAAAUGUUGAUGACGAGAUUGAAACAUCGUCAGUAGAGAUCGUUCAAGAUCCAACAUCUAAUCCCUCCAAUUUCACAUUACGAAGACGUAAAACAUAUUUCGGCGACACUGGAUGGUAUGGAUGCACCGAAGCAAGCAAAAAUUAUCGGAAAUUGAAUCAUAUGAAAAUUUCGGUCACCCCGGAUACUUACAAUGAGAUUUUUAUCAAAUGGGUUUACGUUUAUGUAACAUCUCCAACUGAUGUCUGGAUUUCUAACAACAAAUUUAGCGUAGCCGACAGCUUUGUUGGUGGCAAUGCGAUCUUUCCAUGCCGCCCUAAUUCUCCAACAGCCUCUGCAACCUUAUUAUUCGAAAAUUCGAUUAAAGCUCUUCCUCUGGACGAUAGACUAUCAUUUGAUCCAAAAGUGGGAUUUAUAUUACACAAUGUUUCGAAAAACGAUUCAGGAUCAUACACAUGUUAUGUUAAAAACUUCCCUGAUGACUGGAUUAUUAUCAAACUUAACGUACUAGGCCCCAAUGCCUUGACUCCAGUGAUGAUAAACAGUUACUCACUGCAGCAAAUGACUCUCGGCCAGGGUUUUUCAAUGAAUUGCUCGAUAUUUUACGGGGAUGACUUCGCACCGAACAUGCUCCAUGAAAGUUAUCUUAAAUUAUCGAAUAGAAUUUCAAAUAACUACCGAGUAAUAGCUGGUAAUAAUAUUGAUUGGACUAUAGAUGUCGAAGCUUAUCCAAUCCCGAAAUUUCAGUGGUUUGACCCUAAAGGAAAUGAAAUAAAGAACGGUUGGAUCCUCAAUGACUUUCAAGUCAACGGUGAACACUUUUCGGUCCAAUUAAUCAAACCUUUCUUGACUUAUGAAGAUCGUGGGACUUAUACUCUGAAAGCUACUAAUGCAGCAGAAUUUAAGGAGAUUAAAUUGACGCUUGAUGUUUUAGUUGAACCUACCAUCGUUCAAAAAUCAGAAGACGCGGAAGCCAUAUCUGCUUCAUAUAAUCAAACCAUAACUGCUGAAUGCGAAGCUCAAGGAAAUCCUCUUCCGGCUAUAAUAUGGAAGUAUUCUCAUAAAUUUGAGAAUUCAACUGAAAGCACAGGAGAAGGCGAUUUAUUUAAUAUAACAUCGAUCACAGUUGAUGGGGAGAAAACAAUAUCCACAAUCAAUGUAAAAGCUCAAAAUACAGGAAAACUCAUUUGCAGCGCAUGCAACGAAGUCAAUUGCAGAUCUGCUGUUGUUAAAGUUAUCACUGUUCCAGUGUUGAUGAAAUUGCAGCCAGGUCCACGACCAAUAUCUGAUUACCAGGUGGUCUCUUUAAGCGAAGGCGAGACAUUGCAUAUUUUUUGUCCCAGUACUAAAAAUGUAACGUUUUUCCACCUCUGGCUUAAACGGGGUGUUGUCAAUUCAAACUAUUCCAUAUCAGGACAAGAAGUCGGUAGUAAGAACGCAUGGUAUGAACGCAAGUCAGUAGUCUACGGUGAUAGUGGAUGGUACGCAUGUGGGAAUGUGCCCGAAAAAUAUCAAGACUAUGGGGAAUUUACGUUCGUGUCCAGUCCGGUUCUUUACAAGGAAUCAAAUAGUGAUUGGUUGUACGUUUUUGUCGAAUCUUCAGAGAACCUUUUUGUCGAGACUCCAUAUAUAAACAAAGAUUCCGACGAUAAUUACAUUUUAGAAGUAAAUGUUGGAAAUGAUCUAAUAUUCCCUUGUCGGCCAACUUCCCCAGACUAUCAAGUGGAUCUCUACAUAGAUGACCAAAAAGCAAAUUUAAGUGAUCAUUUAUUAUAUGAUCCAAAGAUAGGAUUUACAAUGUUGAAUAUCACAUGGGAAAUGCCCUUUUUCAUCCACUGUAAAAUAAACGAUCCCACCACAGGAAAAGUGCAGAGAAGAGACUUCAGUGUCAACCUAGAAAAUUCAACAAACGGGCUUGACUCACCAAAGAUAAUGACCGAAACACUCACUCACAUGGUAGUCGGAAAACCUUUCACUUUGCAAUGUAAAGCUUACUUCAAUCGAGUUAAAACCAAUUACUAUUUCAAAUGGAAUAAGCCUCAGCUGAAUCAUCAAAUCACACAAAAGUUGUAUCAACUCAACGGUACCGAGAGGACCAUUAUAGAAAACUGGGCGCCACAAGUUGGAUUCGUGAUCUUUGAAUUGACUAUUGAGAACGUCACUCCGGGAGAUUUUGGUGAAUACGAGUGUGUGAUUUAUGAAUAUUCAUCUUUUAAAUCAGAUAAAAUCUAUUUGGCACCCCAUGAACGGAACCAACUGGAAUUAACAAGUCGGACAACUGAAAUCACUGUUGAAAUCGGAAACGAUUGGUCGCUUGAAUUUGAUGUUAGCGCGUAUCCUCUGCCUAAUUUCAAGUGGUACGACCCAAAAGGCCGAGAAAGAGAGAACCAGUGGACCCCUAGGAAUUAUGAAAUAAAUGGCGAAUCAUUUGAGGUCGUUUUGGAGACUAAAAACACCAUGAAACCCGAAAUUACGAAGCCUAAAUAUGAUUACAUAGGAAAUUACUUUUUAAACCAAAAAAUUGAAUUUCAAUGUCAAGCUAGUGGAUAUCCGAUACCAAAUUUGAAUUGGGUGUAUGGCAACAAUUAUUUUAAUUCGACUGGCUCUUUAGACUCCGAAAUAUUUGAGAAUGGAGCAACAGUAGUAACUGGAAAGACAAUUGUUACAUCUACUAUAACUAUAAAAAUGGUUGAAUCUGGGUCGAUUAGAUGCAACGCGUGUAACAAAGAAGGCUGUAACCAAUACAUAGUACAAAUAGUCAAUGUCUUUGAUCCAAACGUUGCAUGUCCUAAACUUGAAACUCCAGACACUCCAGUGGCGCCUUGUAAAGAAGUACAUACCGAUCGAUCUAUUGAAUCAAAUCAAUUAAAUGUAUACGGCUUGAUCAUGACCAGUCAACAAGUCAAUGCUUCUAAAGGAGGUUCCGUUAGUAUUAAGUGUGGUUUCUUGGAUAAUAAAUUUCGUAACAAUAUAUCAUGGGAGAAAACCAACGGUAGUCUUGCAUUUAAUGGCAGGGUUGCAAUUGAUUACAAUAACGAUGUUAAAACACAUCUGUAUGUGUCGGAACUUACCAUAACAAAUGUUGAUAAGUCAGACGAAGGUUAUUACAUCUGCAAAGGCACGACAAAAGAUGGCUCUGCUGUUCAAAAUGAGUAUAAGCUUCAUGUCAAUGGUAACUAUUGGUAA
Cotesia congregata is the source of this 3348-nucleotide messenger RNA. The record is from the annotation of a GenBank genome assembly. NCBI's taxonomy places the organism in Eukaryota, Metazoa, Arthropoda, Insecta, Hymenoptera, Braconidae.